CAACCGGCUGGCCAAUGAGUGUCGUGCUUGUUUAUGUUGAGGAGCGGAGGUGCGCUUCAAACAUCUCCUGCGCUCCAGGGCAGGUGGAGGACACUCGCACUGCAGUCUCUCUCACACACACACACCUCACACACACUCGAUCGGGAUCUUUCUGAUAUAAAUCUAGCCAGUUCAGCACGCGAGCACAUGCUUAUCUGUCUGGAUCCGCGGAGCUGGAUCUGAUAUGAAGUGUACUUCAUGAACGUCUAGCUCUUGCUGUGAUAGAAGUGGUGCUCCUCCAUCCUCCUGUUGUUCCCGCUCUCUGUAAUCCUGCAGUGAUAUUCCCUGCGCUUUAAUCCGGCUUCACAGCGCUGUAAUCCCGUCUGACGACUGGGCUAUUUCAGGAGUGCCAGCAAGAGUCCCGGCCGAGCUCAAUGUGGACAUGAUGGGAGAUUGGUGGACUCCAGAGACCAUGCCAGAUCCAUCUCUCGACACCAAAGAGCUCUCCAGUAUUUCUGGGAUCAGCAUGUGUCCCUCCAGGCCCAAAUCCUCCUACAGCGUGCUGAGUGCGUUCUGCACCGAGGACAACGUACCGCAGUGUAUCGCAUACGUCAAUCAGGAGGUGUGUUCGCUGGGCGUGUCUGCAGUGUGUGUGGAGUGUGUGUCGGGUGGUCUGAGCGCUGUGCCGGUGCUGAACGUGCUGUACGAGCUGCUGCAGCUGCAGAGGAGAGCUCAGCGUACCCAUCACGAGCUGGAGAACCAGCUGAUGAAGAACACCAGUGACCUCGAGCACCUGCAGCACAGCCACUGUCGACUCAAAGAUCAGCUGGAGCACACGAGGAGGGAGAACUCGGGCCUGCAUGAGGGUGAGCGACAGCUCCAGUUGAAGAUCAGGACGCUACAGAACUGCCUGAAGUCUGAGAAGGAGGAAGUGCAGAAGCUGCAGAGCAUCAUCUCGAGUCGAGCCACACAGUACUCCCAUGAUGCCAAGCGCAAAGAGCGGGAGAGCUCCAAGCUGAAGGAGCGGCUCAACCAGCUGCUCGUGGACAAGAGGGACAAGAAGCUCGCCAUAGAGGUGUCCAACUGUGUGGGAAGACCCGACGGCAGGAGAGGCCUAUGGAAGACCGGCAAGAUGGAGGCCAGGCACGAGGGCGAGAUGUACAGGGCUCUGCUGAGCGACUAUGAGGCGCGUCAGCGGUCUCUGAUGAUGGAGAACGUGGAGCUGCAGAAGGUGCUGCAGCACAUGAAGAAGGACAUGAUGGCCAUCCUCAGUCCCAAGAGCCUCAGCGUGGAGCCGCAGCCGCCGGAGGACAGCCUCGAGCAGGCCGUGUCGUCGGGCGAGGAUGAGGAUGAGGAUGAGGAGGGCAGUCGAGGGCCGCUGGAGCAGUCAUGUGAGCAGGCGCGUGAGCAGCUGACCAACAGCAUCCGCCUGCAGUGGAGGAAGCUCAAGAGCCACAUGCAGAGACUCGACAGCCAAGUGUCUCUGGUGGCGUGUCAGGAGCGCGAGGCGGAGGAGCUGAUGUCCAGGAAGGAUCAUGAGGAGGAGAUGCAGCGGAUACGCCUGGAGCUGCAGCAGUGUAAAGAGUUCAUCCACAUGCAGCAGCAGCUUCUGCAGCAGCAGCUGAGCGUGCCGUGUGACGAGGAGACCGCAGCUCUGCUGAACGACUGCUACACGCUGGAGGAGAAGGAGCGGCUGAAAGAGGAGUGGAGGCUCUUCGCUGAGCAGAAACGAAACUUCGAGCGAGAGAGGAGGAACUUCACUGAGGCUGCUAUACGCCUGGGACACGAGAGGAAGUCAUUUGAGGAGGAUCGGGCGACGUGGCUGAAGACCCAGUUUCUGAACAUGACCCCGUUUGUAGACCGUAAACGGCCCGCUCUGCCUGACCCUCACACGGCUCUCUCCGUCAGUGCUGGACCUGAGGCCAAACUGCAGUCCACUCCACCGCUCCAGACCCGACCCCUGUCCUACAGCGCGUUCUCCACCCCGAAGUCUGUGAGGAUGCCCUCCACUGCUGACCUGUACCGCACGCUACACCUCAUCCCAGACAGCAGAGGUCAAGGGAAGUGUCCGAGCGCCGAGAUGUUGAGCAAGGCACGUCUGCGCAGCUGCUCGUCUACAGACUGCAGCGUCAUCUCUCUGCGAGACGAGGACAGCCCCAUGUGACACACACCACCGCUCCAUCUCAUCAUCACGAACAUGUAAAGUGGCCAAUGUGUGUUUCGUACUGUCGUAAUAACUCCGAUGUUAGUUCAUAAAGCACUUUUAAGAGGGGCAGUGUUUACUGUAGCUUUAAAUCUCAGAUGGUUAUUGAUUUGCCAUUUAUAUUGUUGCUAAUUGCUGGAUUUCACAUUUUGUACUUUUAUCAUAGAGUGAUGCAUCUCUUUAAUGCAAAACAUGUUUUGGGUGUUUUUUCACUUGAAUGUUGAAUAUUUAUAUUGAGAAAAUCAAGAAUGUCUUUGGUAGAGAUAAAAAUACUUGUAGAAUCCAUGUUUACACAUUUGAAGACUGAUUUAUUCACUUCAAUGCAAUAAAGUUUGAGAGAGAGAAAGUA
Pimephales promelas (fathead minnow) is the source of this 2531-nucleotide messenger RNA. It is a transcript of the gene ssx2ipa, whose product is annotated as synovial sarcoma, X breakpoint 2 interacting protein a. Gene Ontology annotation, cellular component: centriolar satellite; ciliary basal body. Lineage: Eukaryota; Metazoa; Chordata; Actinopteri; Cypriniformes; Leuciscidae. Gene Ontology annotation, biological process: intraciliary transport involved in cilium assembly. The record is from RefSeq and is a predicted model, not a curated record.